GUCAACAAAUUCAACCAACACAUUGCUAGAAGAAAAAGAAGAAGAUGGGUUUGAGAUUAAGUAUCAAGGCCAUUUCUCUUCUGCUAAUUCUAGCACAUGUUGCAGAAGGAGGGGAUUUUGAUGUAACAAAAUAUGGUGCGAAACCCAAUUGCGAUGUCAAACAGGCUCUAAUGAGUGCUUGGAAAGAGGCAUGUUUAUGUCCAACUCCAAGCACAGUCACAAUUCCACCAGGGCUAUUUCCGUGUGGUCCGGUGGUCCUUGAAGGUCCUUGCAAGGCUCCUAUCGGGGUUAUACUCAAAGGCAACCUCAAGGCCCCAGCUCUCGCACAAAUCCCUACCGAAGCCUGGAUUGUUUUCCAAAAAGUUAAUGGUUUCACCCUAUCAGGUGGUGGAUCCGUCGAUGGCAUGGGUGCCGAUGCUUGGAAAACUAAAAACACAAAACGUCCCGCUAAUUUAAGGUUCAACUACGUAAACAAUUCUAUGAUCACUGACAUAACUACCAAGGACCCCAAAAUGUUCCAUAUUACUGUAUUGGGAGGCAGUAAUAUGACUUUUGCAAAGCUUAACAUCAUUGCACCAGGAGAUAGCCAUAACACUGAUGGACUCCACAUUGCACGUUCAAACGAUAUUAAAGUCCUUGAUUCAAAAAUAGCAACAGGGGAUGACUGCGUAUCCUUUGGCGAUGGAGUCUCACGCACUAACAUCGAAAAAAUUGCCUGUGGACCUGGCCAUGGCAUCAGCAUUGGGAGUCUCGGCAAGUACCCAAAUGAACAACCUAUCCAGGGAAUUACAGUUAAGGAUUGCACCUUCAGCAACACAACCAAUGGAGUAAGAAUUAAAACAUGGCCAGGAUCCCCUCCUAGCGUUGCAGCUGAUAUGCAUUUCGAGGAUCUGAUCAUGAAAGAAGUCUAUAACCCCAUCAUCAUUGAUCAAGAGUACUGCGAUGCAAAUUUAAAAUGCCCACCAAAGCCUCCAUCUCAAGUCAAGAUCAGCAAAGUCAGCUUCAAAAACAUUCGUGGCAGCUCCUUAACCGACGUUGCUAUCAAGCUUGUUUGUAGCAAGACUCUGCCAUGCCAAGAAGUGGAGAUAGGUAACAUUGACCUGACAUUUAAAGGAGGCGCUGCCAAGUCUCUAGUCACAAACCUUAAGCCAACUCCUUGCGGCAAAAUAAAUCCUGCACUCGGUCCAGCUUAAUCUUCUUGAUUCUUCUUCUUCUUUUAAUCUUCUUGAUACUAAUGUGCUUGAAACAAAUGACGGAAUGGUUGUGGCUGUGAACUCUUACCAAAGUGUAUUCUUUAUUGAUUAAUAAAGAUUCACUAUUGGAGAUAUGUGAUUGGCCUCAGCAUCUCAAAAUUAUAACAUCGUUCAAUUCAUAUUUUUAUUUUUUGUCA
This is a messenger RNA of Cornus florida, 1390 nucleotides long. Its product is annotated as polygalacturonase-like. Gene Ontology annotation, molecular function: polygalacturonase activity. NCBI's taxonomy places the organism in Eukaryota, Viridiplantae, Streptophyta, Magnoliopsida, Cornales, Cornaceae. The record is from RefSeq and is a predicted model, not a curated record. Gene Ontology annotation, biological process: carbohydrate metabolic process. The transcript has 4 exons. The coding region runs from base 45 to 1193 and encodes 382 amino acids.